Molecule: messenger RNA, 1467 nt
Organism: Arachis ipaensis
Lineage: Eukaryota; Viridiplantae; Streptophyta; Magnoliopsida; Fabales; Fabaceae
Source: RefSeq, a predicted model, not a curated record
AUGCUGGCAGGGGUUUGUGGUAAUGAUUCACACUAUGAAUGGGAUGAUAGAGCAGUGAUAAUGGUUGAGGGGCUGCAAGGGGAUGGGGCUGCAAACGUAGGGGCCAAUGAUGCUUUUAUUGAUGGAGCCAACUCUGAAAAUAGUGAGGUUAAUGAAGAAUUAGCCAAUAAAAGCCUAGAAACUAACCUCUCUGGCGGCAGAAUUCGUGAUAGGGAAGGCUACUUGCGAGAAGAAGGGAACGGUAUGGAUGACGAGGAUAGGGACAAUAAUUGUUCAAGGGGGCUAAGGGGUGAUGGGAAGUGUAGGAUGGUAAAAGACCUUAGGAGGAAACACAGGUUGAACAUGUUAGGUGUAGUUGAGACGAAAAUGCAGACAGUAACAAGGUUUGAUGUGUUGAAAUUUUGGGGAAAUGAUGCAGGGUGGGAGUAUGUAGAGUCUAUUGGAGCAUCUGGAGGUAUAUUGUUAAUAUGGGAUGAUGUUUGGUUUAAAAGGAAAAAUUGUUAUAAAGGUGAGAGAUGGCUGUGUGUUGAGGGGGUUUUCUCAGAGAAUAAUGUUAACUGUGCAUUUUUCUUGGUUUAUGGUGCUCAUACUCGAGAUGAGAAACUUGUUGUGUGGAAAGAGUUGAGUUACGUAGCUAGGCUGUGUCAAUGUCCCUACUGCUUCUUGGGGGACUUUAAUGAAAUUGUACAAGUAGAGGAGAGGCGAGGUUAUGAAAGCCUACCUUUGUCGGCAGAAGAUUUCAAGAAUUGGAUAAACGACAUGGAUUUGGUGGACUUGCCGAUUACUGACCAGAAGUUUACAUGGUUUAGAGGAUGGUCCUGCAGUCGUAUUGAUAGAGCACUGAGACCUAAGGAUGGACCAAGACCAUUCCGAAGUUUGGAUUCGUGGUUUACACAUGAAGGUUUUCUAAGGUUGGUUAAGGAGGAAUGGAUAGGGUUAGGAGAGGUACGAUUCACGGAUAAACUGAAGGCUUUGUCUGUUCCGAUGAAAAGAUGGCAUAGAGAUAAGUUUGGUGACAUGGACAACAAAAUCAUGAAAUUUGAGAAAGAGAUUAAGAAGAUAGAUGAUAUGGUGGGUGACAGGGAGUAUGAUGGUACGGUUGAAGCAAGAAGGUGGGCACUAGUGGCAUCUUGUGAGAAAUGGUAUGUGAGGAAAGAAUUACAUUGGAAGCAGAUGUCAAGGUCUAGCCACGCGAGGUAUAUGGAUAAGAAUACGAGAUACUUUCACAAUUUAGCUUCUGCGAGAAGGAGGAAUAAUAGGAUCGAUGCUCUGGUUAUUAACGGAAGAUUGAUAAGGAAUCAAGCUAGGAUUAAGCUUGCCAUUAGGGGGUUUUAUAAGGAGUUGUAUCACCAAGAGAAGUCUCCUAAGGUGGGAUUCAGAGAUGGUUUGGUAAAAAUGAUCAGUGAGGAAGACGCAUUGGCUUUAGAGAGAUUAUCGACACCCGAGGAGGUUAGAGAGGCAGUUUGA